UGGAAAUCAGCGGCACACGGAUCUCCCGUCUUAACACGCUGUGGUUCUCUUUUCCUUGUCUGCUUCACAUCCACCAUGUGUGCAUCUCGUUUGGAUGCCACCAGACCCAGGAUGUCCCGGUGCAGAAGACAGGUCAGUGAGGACCCAGAUAUCGAUAAUCUCUUGGCCAACCUGUCUCCCGAAGAAAUGCAGGAAUUAGAAAAUGAACUGGACGAAAGGGAGCCAGAUCCUAACAUCCCCGUGGGGCUGAGGCAGAGAAACCAGACUGAGAAGCAACCAACCAAGUGCUAUAAUCGGGGAGCGAUGCUGGAUUACUGUGAGAGGGAAACCAAGAAGAUGAUUCAGAGAGAGCUCUCUGUUGAGGAAUGUCCCCAAUCGAAAGGAAAGCAAUCAAAAAAGAGUGAUGCAGACAAUCAGAAGGCCAGUGAAACAAAAAAAGAAAACCUGAAGGAAGAUCAUCCAAAACCUACUGGACGAAGUCGAGAUGAAAGAUUGAAACGUUCAAACAGCAAAGGCAAAGAGGAUCAGAACAUCAGUGUCAGAGAGAGCCAGAGAGCCAAGAGAGAGCCAGAAAAAUGUAAAGAAAAGGAAAUUCAAAAUUAUAGCAAGAAGGAGGACCGUCCAAGAUCUUCACGGCAAAAUCAGGACGAUAAACUGAGUCGGUCCAACAGUAAAGAGAUAAAGAGUGAAAAAGUGGCCGACAGACUGCCUGACAAGCCCAAGGGAAAUGAAACUAAAAAUGACAGCAAAGGGAAAGUUGCCCAGAAAUCCACAGAACGCAGUCAAGAUGAACGAUUGAGAUGGUCCAACAGUAAAGAGAUCAAGAGCAGUCAAAAAGAGGAGCCGCCUUCAAGAAACACAGGGACACGUCAGAGCGUUCAGACAUCGCCUAAUAAAAAUGAUGAGCAGGUGGCUGGUACUGAGAAGCACAGCUCAGACAUGCAGGCCAACAAUGUUGCCAAUGCCAAGCCAUCUGUAAGUAUGUCUGAAAAUGCCGCAGAAGCCAAAGGAAAAGAAGAAGAAGAGGAGGCUGCUCCCAGUAUCUUUGAUGAGCCCCUGGAGAAGGUGCGUGCCAAUGACCCAGAGAUGACAGAACUGAACGUGAAUAACUCAGAUGUCAUCAACAAUGACACACUGAUACGCUUUGCCGAGGCUCUUAGGGACAAUACACACGUCAAAAUCUUUGCUUUGGCUAACACUCGAGCUGAUGACCACGUAGCGAUAGCCAUCGCUGCCACACUGAGGACAAACAAAACCCUGGUCAGUGUCAACCUUGAUUCCAAUCAUCUCACAGCCAAAGGAAUCAUAGCCCUUGUCCGUGUCCUACAGGACAACUCCACCCUGACAGAACUGCGCUUCCACAAUCAGCGGCACAUCUGCGGUGGCAAGACAGAGAUGGAGAUGGCCAAAAUCCUAAAGGAGAACUUCACGUUGCUGAAGCUGGGCUAUCAUUUUGAGCUGGCAGGUCCACGGAUGACUAUGACCAACAUUUUGAGCAGGAAUAUGGACAAACAAAGGCAAAAGCGGCUUCAGGAGCAAAAGCAGGCUCAAGGAGACUGCGAUAAGAAGGGAACUUUGGAAGUUCCCAAGCAAGGGGGCUUUGCAAAGGGAUCUCCAAGACCUUCACCUCAAUCAUCUCCAAGAUCUUCACCUUGGUCGUCUCCCAAAGUUUCUCCUAAGAAAAUGGGUGGCGCUGCAGGGGUCGGGAGUCCCCCGCCCCCUCCCCCUCCCCCACCAGUGCCACCUCUCAAUGGGGAAGCCCUGAGGAACUCACUGACGCCGGCAUCUGAGAGAAAGCUGGAGGAGCGGGCAUCACUGCCUGCACAAGAGAAGAACCAGCGGGACCAGCUGUUGGCCUCCAUCCGCACCAGCAACAUUAAGCAUCUUAAAAAGGUGCCAGUGCCAAAAAUAUUACAAUGAGGAACCCCUUUGACCGAGUCAAGGACAUCUUUCCGUAAAGAACUAAAUGAGGAAAUGCAGUCUGGUAAAAUGAUGAAGACAAAGGUCCAGGUCCAAGACAUGGCGGACUGACUUAAAACUUAGGAUAAGAAACAAAAUUGGGCCAGGAAACAAGAAAAUGGAACGUAGGAUUUCUGAAUAAGUUCUUCUUCAUAGUGUUUUU
Polypterus senegalus (gray bichir) is the source of this 2122-nucleotide messenger RNA. RefSeq names its product leiomodin 1b (smooth muscle) (gene lmod1b). The record is from RefSeq and is a predicted model, not a curated record. Lineage: Eukaryota; Metazoa; Chordata; Cladistia; Polypteriformes; Polypteridae. Gene Ontology annotation, cellular component: myofibril; striated muscle thin filament. The transcript has 3 exons. Gene Ontology annotation, biological process: myofibril assembly; muscle contraction; pointed-end actin filament capping. Gene Ontology annotation, molecular function: actin binding; tropomyosin binding. The coding region runs from base 76 to 1920 and encodes 614 amino acids.